Molecule: messenger RNA, 908 nt
Organism: Coniophora puteana RWD-64-598 SS2
Lineage: Eukaryota; Fungi; Basidiomycota; Agaricomycetes; Boletales; Coniophoraceae
Product: SGS-domain-containing protein
Exons: 6
Coding region: 36-632 (198 amino acids)
Biological process (GO): protein stabilization
Molecular function (GO): protein-folding chaperone binding
Source: RefSeq, a predicted model, not a curated record
CAGCAUCUCCGACGCCCCUUUCAUUCCUAUCCACAAUGGCCACCAUUCGACAUGAAUUCUAUGAGACCGACGAGAAGCUGACACUCUCAAUAUUCGAUAAAGGGGCUGAUCCGGAACAGGUCAAGAUCAGCUUUGAGCCCCGCAAAUUCUCUUAUGAACAUGGUGACAAUUCGCUUGUCCUCCAGCCUUUGAAAGGACAAAUCGAUCCCACCAAGUGCGACUACACUGUGGGCAAGGUAAAAGUCGAGGUACGCCUCGUCAAGGCCGCACAGGGACGAUGGGCAGGCCUAGUAGGCGAUGCGCCUGAUCCGCUCACGUCUUUCGCCCCUCCUCCGUCGACCUCGCAGACCGCCCCUAAGCCAAAGAAGAACUGGGAAGGCAUCACCACUCAGAUUCUCGAUGGCGAAAAGGACAAGGGCAGCGAGCAGGACCCAAAUGUCGGAGGCGACACUGCCGUGAACGGCUUCUUCCAGAAGAUCUUUGCCGAUGCGGAUGAAGAUACGCGCCGUGCCAUGAUGAAGAGUUUCUCUGAGAGUGGUGGUACGACGCUCAGCACCAACUGGGACGAGGUCGGAAAGGGACGCGUCGAGGUGAAGCCCCCGGAAGGGAGUGAGUGGAAAAAGUGGAACUGAAAGAUGAUCCAAAGCAGCUUCUGUAACGAAAGACGGGGUCCUGUGUGUAUGAUCUUGUUGGUAUCUCGUAACGUUUAUCGGUUCUUCCACUAUAGCCAUUCACCAAUCCUGAUGACAUUCCGUACGGUAAGCAAUGAUCUAUGAUCAGGAACAUCUCGUUACAAUCAGAUCAUCAAUGAUUUUGUGGCUGCGUUGCACUGCAAGGGACACACAUUCCCCACAAACAUAUCGCGGAACACGUUUGCUCCUCGCAAUAUUCCGUAACACAGACUGGUG